CUGUUGACUUGUUCACCAGAGCCAAAAUUGAGUCAAUCUUGGAUUGGCAUCACUCAAAUUUGCGGCGUGGUGCAGCAACCCUUGUAAUGCACACUGCAUUGGCUCCCUUCCUUGGUCUUACGACAAGUCAUGAGGCUGUGAAACAAGCAGAGAAGCUUGUGAUGCAGUCACUGGGGGUGAUCGAAUCAGUAUGGCUGAAAGGCGAUGCCAAGUUCUUGCUAGGUAGCCCCCAGCCAUCGAUUGCAGAUCUGAGCCUUGUCUGUGAGAUAAUGCAGUUGGAGAUCUUUGGCGAUGAGGUCCGUGACCGAUUCCUGGGAGCUCAUGAGAGGAUCCUUGUCUGGAUGGACAAGGUGAAGAAAGCCACGAGCCCUCAUUUUGAGGAAGCCCACGAGCUCCUUUUCCAAGUGAAGAAGGCACGCAUGGUGCAAGGCAGCAGCAGCAAGGCUUUUGAGCCGAGCACAAAGCUCAAAACAGCAUCAAAGCUCUGACGACCAAAGGCAGAAUAAGCGACAGACAGACAGACAGAUCGAUCUUGUGAUAUAAUAAAAUAAACGAGAACUAUUAUUAAUUACUGUUGGUAUUAAUUACACUUAUUCCAGAAGGCCACAAGUGCUUCGUUGCACUUAUUCCAGAAGGCCACGGUCGGGAACUACUUACUGUUCGUUCCAGCAUGCUAUAGUAAACAACUCUGCAACAACAACAUCCCCAAAAAAACAAGCAAACAACAAAAUUGGUAUCUAGUCUGUCUUGAAUCUGUGUGAAAUCCUCUCCAGGCCGUCCUUACACUCUUCCAUUGCCCUCUUCGACUUGUCUCCAAGGGUUGCACCAAACGCAGAUAUGCUUCCCUUCACUUGUGCUGAUACCUCGUUUGCCCUGGAAGCAGCACAAGCCCCAAACUCGGUACACCACUGCCUUGCAUCUGCAGCUUGCUGCUUUAGGAUUGCGAUGAAGGACCUCACAUGCUGCAUCACUCUCUCCACCGCACCCUGAGACCGCACCUCCAUCUCACCAGACAUUGUCUGGAGCUUCUCCAGCAGAGCUUCCGCCCGGUUGAUAGACUCGUCGACUGCGUGUUCUUUGCCAGCGUUAGCCCAUGUCACCCCAGCUGAGGCGUCAUCCUUCAGUUCUCCUUCGACAACAACUCUGAUUCCUUGACGCUCCCAUUGGUUCCGGGCCUCC
This is a messenger RNA of Zea mays, 1179 nucleotides long. Its product is annotated as glutathione S-transferase T1. The transcript is spliced from 2 exons. The record is from RefSeq and is a predicted model, not a curated record. Bases 87 to 488 code for a protein of 133 amino acids. NCBI's taxonomy places the organism in Eukaryota, Viridiplantae, Streptophyta, Magnoliopsida, Poales, Poaceae.